UUCGCGGCACUGAGCAGCAGUGAAGGCAGCUACACAGAGCUGAUCUACUGCUUUGAGUAGCUAAUGAGAAACACCAUCAUCCGAGGAGGAUCAUGGAAUAAAUAUGGCCCACAAUAGAAGCCUUUUUCUUGAAGCUUUGGAUAGGUCAGAGACGAGGCGAGAUGGAGGGUACAAGCACAACUGGAGCUUUUCUCACUCUGAUGACAGUGAAGAGGAAAGGAGACAUGAUGCGAGCGUGGUGAGCAUGGAGGAGAUGGACCGGGAGCCGCCCACCUCCCCCGAGGAGAAAAAGACUCCCACUCUUAGGCACUUCUCAGAUCCUAUGAGAACGUAUGGAAACCGGACAAAUAAUCACAUGAGGGCUCUGAACAGACUGGCUCCCAAACGGCCCAGCGAGGGUCCUCUCACAGUAGCAACUUCGCCCCCCAUGCCCAACAGAACCAACUACUUCAUCAUCAGACCUGCGCCGUCACAAGGAAUUGUUUUACAAGGACGACACUUCCAGCACGCACAGAUGCCCUCUACAAUAAGGAAGCCAGUCCAAAGAAGUGACUUCACCACACAACAGGCUGUGGAGCUGGACAGCAUCGUCCUCACGUGUCCCGAGACCCCAGAAGAGGAAUCCUUGAACAUUAAACGUCGUGUGCAGCAGAAGAGGAAACCGUUGGAGGAUUGUUGUAGUUUUCCUUCACAGGUCAAAGCAGCAGAGCCUCUCCGGCCGACCGUCUACCAGUCAGUCUGCGUGAAGUGUAACAAACCCAGUGUGGACAGCAAUAAGUGUCACACAUGUGGGAACGGCACCACCAUGCUUCCCUGUCAGCAGGUCACGCCGUCAUCCCCGACCCCCAGACCCCCCAUGAGAUCCCAGCCUUCCCCGGGACCAAACAGCCUGCCGCAGAACCUCUACAAACCGGCCACAACCAUGAGGGCGCCUCGCGGGGAGACCCUGCCGAUCCGCAUCAUGAGCACCAGAGGAUCCCUGACGCCUUUAAACAAUGGCAGAACUCCACUGUUAGCGGGGACGUCGAGCUGCUGCGGGGCUAGAAACCCUACCCCUAAAGGGAAGAGGACGGCAGCUCAACUCAAUGACCCCAUUGUCCUGUCCAGUGAUGAGGAGGAGGAGGCUGACAACGCCAGCACAGGGAGCGUCAACAGACUGGACAGUGUCUCUCCUAGACCCGCAGACUCGGCUCACUCCUCCCCAGCGCCCUCUGGAGGCCGAGUGGAGGCUGCAGUGAAGAGUCCAGGAGAGCAGGAGGACCUGGGUGCAGAGUUCUUCGAAGAUGUGAAUAUGAAGAUCACGAUACCACGGAGAGCACGGAUGAAGGACCAGUUUGGAAACCAGCCCCCGGAGCAGUUAACUCCAAAGACGAAGAAACCCAAAAUCUUGCCUGACAAGUGCGACAGCAUCAUCCUGGAGUGUCGCAGCGUAAGAGUUGGUACUCUGCGCAGGAUGGUGACCAAACCUGUGGUUUUUUCCAUCGACAACAUACAGCUGGAAACUGAAGGCUCGGAGCGCAACACCGUAGAGAAGGUUUGUCUGCAGGCGGCGGGGCUGAUCAGCUGUGAGUGGUGCAGCGUACGGAAACUUCCGGUCUUGUUCUUCCAGACGACUCCAGAGGAGUGCGUCCGUCUGCGUACGCAGCUCAACAUGUCAAAGGAAGAGGGAGGCCAGUGGUACGACUGUUCAGGAGAUCAGUCUGAUGAGAAGUACAUCGUUCUGAUCUUUGAGAACGGCCUGGGGAUGAAGGAGCAGAUGAUCCUGGAGGACAUACUAGGAGAGAUCGGCAGGGCAAACAACCUGAACAAUUUCCCCACCAAGCUGACCUUCGAGGAAGCCAACAUCCGAUUGGUCAACUACAACAAGGCCUCCAAACAGAAGGAGGAGAAGCAGAACCCGGCCCAAACCUCUCCUAAAGUUACCCACGUCUCCCUGGUCACCAAGGUUGCUCCAGUGGCCACCGUUACCCCGGUCACCAUGCAGACACGCACACGUAUGGCCACCCGGCAGCACACCAGCACCUACGAAGAAGAGGAUGAGGAGGACAUGACGGACCUGCAGCCCACUUUCUCUGGACCAAUAAUCAAAUUGAUGGUGUACCCUCCUCCUCCAGCCAAAGGAGGGAUUUCUGUCACCAACGAAGACCUCCACUGCCUUAACGAUGGAGAAUUCCUCAACGACGUUAUCAUAGACUUUUAUUUAAAAUAUUUAGUUUUAGAGAAAUUAAAAAAAGAAGAUGCACAAAGAAUCCACGUCUUCAGCUCCUUCUUCUACAAGAGGCUGAAUCAGAGAGAGCGGAGGAACGGACCGGACACCACCAACCUGCCGAUCCAGAAAAGGAAGCACAACAGGGUAAAGACGUGGACUCGGCAUGUGGAUCUGUUCCAGAAGGACUUCAUUUUUGUCCCCAUUAAUGAGUCAGCUCACUGGUACCUUGCCGUCAUCUGCUUCCCUGGUCUGACGGGCCCGGUAUAUGAGGAGAACCCACUCUACCACGGUCCGACUCCACCCGCCUCCUCCUCCUCAGCCUCAGACCCCCCCUCAGAGGAGAAUAUCCCGGACCACUGUCGGCCUCUGUCACCAGACGCUUCCUCUGACGACCCGUUACCCAGCAUCUCCCAGGACUCAACAGAAGGUCAGAUCGAUGGUGACCCGCCUAAAGAGAACUCAGCCGUCACAGGGAGACAAGAGCCUUCAAACACUCCCACAGCGGCACGCAACGGACAGACGGACCCAGAACAACAAUACACGAGUGAGUUACAUAGAAUCAGUGUUAACUACGGUUCAGGGAAAGGAGAUGACGACACGUACACCUUCUCUGAUGACCAGAGCUCCUGCCAUGAUGAGUGCAGUGAGGACGGAGCUCUGGCUGAAGACACUCUCGACUACGCUUCGACUCUGGCCUCAAAACAAAACCUCUGCAAACAGCCUUGUAUCCUCAUCAUGGACUCCCUGCGAGGUCCGACGCGGUCGACCGUGGUCAAAACUCUCAGAGAGUACCUGGAGGUGGAGUGGGAGGUGCGUAAAGGGACUCAGAGGAGUUUUGGGAAGGAUGUGAUGAAGGGCUCGAGCCCACGCGUGCCUCAGCAGGAUAACUUCAGCGACUGUGGCGUUUAUAUCCUGCAGUACGUGGAGAGCUUCUUCGAGAAUCCGAUCGUGAGUUUCAGCCUCCCUGUGAAUCUGUCUGAGUGGUUUCCUCAGCAGAGGAUGAAGACGAAGCGUGAGGAGAUCAAGGAUCUGAUCCUGAGGAUUAAAGAGCAACAAGAACCGGACAAAAAGGAGUCGGAUCAGGACGAGGCUCCUUGUGGUUCAUCCGAAGAGCCCGACAUCCAAGAGACUUCUGGGUCCACAGACCGGCCUUCCAACCUUCCCAUCAGCCCCUGAAACCACCGCCCUCUUCCUCAUCCUCCCUUGUGGGGUCCAGUAAGAGGACAGAGCCUGAUUGUAUGCUGCUGGUUUUCCUUUACCGUGUCUGGAACGGUCCUUAACUCCCUCCAUACCCACAGACGUUCAACUCCUUUAAGAUUUGUAAGAAAUAAACGUGUAAAUAUGCUGGAGUUUUCCCGCUGCCUUUGUAAUUUUCAGUCAUUAAGUGGCCCGUUAACUUAUGUUUUCAUAGAUGUUCUUCUCUCCAGGAGGAUCCGUGCAGAAGAUACUGUGGCGCUCUUGCAUCCUUAUUUUUGAUGCUUUCUAGUUGUGUAGAGGAAAACAAAGACUUUAAAGAGACUGCUUAGAGGAAGUUGCUGUCCUUUGUAAGUUAUCGAUCCACAUGUGAGGAACAAUAAAAAAAAAAGACUGUUCUCAGAGAGCUGACUUCCAGUUCUCGAGUCACAUACGUAGUUCAGUGCUUUCUGUGUCUCUUCAUGUGGAGUGGGUGAAUUCAGCAUUAAAAGAAACCACAGAUGCAAGAGCACUUCCUUUGCCUUAGCUUUUAUUUGUGCUGUCGGAAAGUCUUGUUUUAUUUGGAAAUGUUUAGAAUUUAUUUCCCUCAUUUGUAGGUCCAGAGAUGCUCUGACAAAGGACUCCAGAUGUUUAUUUCAAAGUGCUUAUUGUGCAUAUUUAUUAAUGUAAAGAAAUAAAAAUUGGUCAAACCUGGACUAUCUACAGGAGGGAAAUGCCUCAUGUCAGUGAGGAGAGAUCAUUUUACAUUUUUGCACUAAUAUUUGUCCACACCGUGU
Cheilinus undulatus (humphead wrasse) is the source of this 4179-nucleotide messenger RNA. RefSeq names its product SUMO specific peptidase 6a (gene senp6a). The record is from RefSeq and is a predicted model, not a curated record. Bases 104 to 3385 code for a protein of 1093 amino acids. Gene Ontology annotation, cellular component: nucleus; cytoplasm. Gene Ontology annotation, molecular function: SUMO-specific endopeptidase activity. Gene Ontology annotation, biological process: regulation of spindle assembly; protein desumoylation; regulation of kinetochore assembly. The transcript has 23 exons. NCBI's taxonomy places the organism in Eukaryota, Metazoa, Chordata, Actinopteri, Labriformes, Labridae.